AGCGGCCGCAGCUCACCUCACCUCCCCAGAAGCAUCAGCAGCAACACGACGUACUCUACGCACGCACGCGCCGGCUCCAACGAGCACACACAGCUUAGGGCCGGCGCAGCAAGCGAGCAGAUUAAAUGGGGAGGGCGCCGUGCUGCGAGAAGAUGGGGCUGAAGAGGGGCCCGUGGACGGCGGAGGAGGACAGGAUCCUGGUGGCGCACAUCGAGCGCCACGGGCACAGCAACUGGCGCGCGCUGCCCAGGCACGCCGGCCUGCUCCGCUGCGGCAAGAGCUGCCGCCUCCGCUGGAUCAACUACCUCCGCCCGGACAUCAAGCGCGGCAACUUCACCCGCGAGGAGGAGGACGCCAUCAUCCACCUCCACCACCUGCUCGGCAACCGAUGGUCCGCGAUUGCCGCGAGACUGCCGGGGAGGACGGACAACGAGAUCAAGAACGUGUGGCACACUCACCUCAAGAAGCGGCUGGAGCCAAAGCCGUCGUCCGGCCAGCCGCAGCGGGCGGCCGCCCCCGCGCCCAAGCGCAAGGCCAAGAAGGCUGAGGCGGUAGCCGUGGCGGUGCCAGUGCCGGUGUCGCCGGAGCAGUCACUCUCGACGACGACGUCGUCGGCCGGCACCGAGGACUGCUCGAUGGCCUCGUCGGCGGACCAGAACGCCACGGACAGUUUCACCUCUGAGGAGGAGUUCCAGAUCGACGACAGCUUCUGGUCGGAGACGCUGGCAAUGACGGUGGACAGCUCCGACUCCGGGAUGGAGAGCAGCGAACCACCCUGCGUGGACAGCGCCUCCCCGCCGGCGUCGAGCAACGACGACGACAUGGACUUCUGGCUCAAGCUGUUCAUCCAGGCCGGUGGCAUGCAGAAUUUGCCCCAGAUUUAGGCAGGCAGACAGAAUUGGCCCCUUGGGUCGAUCUCCUGUUCAUUUUUCUUACCACAAUUCUUUGAAUCUUUGGAGCUGUGUACAUCUUUACGAAGCGGAAAGCUUGAUGGAAAAUGGAGAAAAAAAAGCAAACUUUUCUUUCA
This is a messenger RNA of Oryza brachyantha (malo sina), 1027 nucleotides long. RefSeq names its product transcription factor MYB30-like. The transcript has 2 exons. Lineage: Eukaryota; Viridiplantae; Streptophyta; Magnoliopsida; Poales; Poaceae. The record is from RefSeq and is a predicted model, not a curated record. Bases 126 to 884 code for a protein of 252 amino acids.